This is a messenger RNA of Ilex paraguariensis (yerba mate), 2667 nucleotides long. NCBI's taxonomy places the organism in Eukaryota, Viridiplantae, Streptophyta, Magnoliopsida, Aquifoliales, Aquifoliaceae. The record is from the annotation of a GenBank genome assembly.
ACUGUAACCAAUUAGCCACAGCAAGCACCCACCCACGCGCGCCCACUCACACACCCCACUUCAUUACAUAUAUGCAGACAUUCAACACUGCCAUAGCUAAGCUCGAAGAUAAUCACUCUAAUGGCGAUUUCUUCGACCACAUCUCUAACUCUUGUUUUCUCUCUCUUGUUUAUACUUUCAGUCUCAGCUACUAUUCAACAAAACACCUUCAUAGUUCGAGUCCAACAAGAUGCCAAACCCUCCAUCUUCCCGACACACAAGCACUGGUACGACUCCUCUCUCACAUCUAUCUCAGAUGACAAGUCCUCUUAUUCCGGCGAUACUGACACUAGUCGUGUUAUCCACACUUACGACACUGUAUUCCACGGUUUCUCGGCAAAGCUCUCGACUCUGGAGGCCCAAAAGCUCCAAACUUUGUUAGGUAUUGUAGCGGUCAUUCCCGAGCAAGUUCGCCGUAUGCAAACCACGCGGUCGCCUGAGUUUCUAGGGCUCAAGACCGCGGACAGCCAGGGGCUUUUAAAGGAGUCCGAUUAUGGAUCGGAUCUAGUUAUCGGAGUCAUUGAUACUGGGAUCUGGCCCGAGAGAAAGAGUUUUAACGAUCGAGGUCUAGGUCCGGUGCCGGCGAAGUGGAAAGGAGAAUGCAUUGGAGGAAAAGGCUUUCCUGCGAGCUCCUGUAAUCGGAAAUUGAUCGGAGCUAGGUACUUCUGUAACGGAUAUGAAGCGACAAACGGGAAAAUGAACGAAACGACGGAGUAUCGAUCCCCUAGGGACUCCGACGGUCAUGGGACUCACACGGCGUCUAUUUCCGCAGGAAGGUACGUGUUUCCGGCAUCGACUCUCGGCUACGCUCGCGGCGUCGCGGCUGGAAUGGCGCCUAAGGCUCGGCUUGCAGCUUACAAGGUCUGCUGGAACGCCGGUUGCUAUGACUCCGACAUACUCGCAGCCUUCGAUGCCGCACUCGCUGACGGAGUCGACGUCAUUUCCCUCAGUGUCGGCGGCGUCGUCGUUCCAUACUAUCUCGACCCCAUUGCCAUCGGCGCAUUCGGAGCUUCUGAUGCUGGAAUAUUCGUUUCCACAUCCGCCGGAAACGGUGGUCCCGGCGGUCUGACCGUCACCAAUGUCGCACCUUGGGUCACCACCGUCGGCGCUGGAGCAAUUGAUCGAGACUUCCCUGCCGAAGUGAAGCUGGGUAAUGGCAAAAUAAUCCCUGGGGUGAGUAUCUACGGUGGGCCAGCUUUAGCUCCACAUCGUCUCUACCCUCUAAUCUACGCCGGGAGUGAAGAUGGUGAUGGAUAUUCUGCGUCACUCUGUUUAGAGGGUUCACUAGACCCCAAUUUUGUGAAGGGGAAGAUAGUUUUAUGCGAUAGAGGGAUUAAUUCAAGGGCUGCUAAGGGUGAAGUAGUGAAAAAAGCAGGUGGAAUUGGAAUGGUUUUAGCUAAUGGAGUGUUUGAUGGUGAAGGCUUAGUCGCUGAUUGCCACGUCUUACCGGCAACGGCUGUUGGUGCUACGGCCGGUGAUGAAAUAAGGAAGUACAUUACAUCUGCGUCAAAGUCACGUUCACAACCAACGGCGACGAUACUAUUCAAAGGAACUCGGCUUAAUGUGAAGCCUGCCCCUGUAGUGGCCUCAUUUUCUGCCCGAGGACCCAAUCCGGAGUCCCCAGAAAUUUUGAAGCCUGAUGUAAUCGCUCCGGGAUUGAAUAUACUUGCAGCUUGGCCUGAUGGCGUCGGACCAUCGAGUAUGCGGUCCGAUAAGCGUAGAACGGAGUUUAACAUACUCUCUGGUACAUCAAUGGCUUGUCCACAUGUAUCUGGACUUGCUGCUUUGUUAAAGGCAGCUCAUCCAGAAUGGAGUCCGGCAGCAAUAAGGUCAGCUUUGAUGACAACUGCAUACACUGUGGAUAACAGGGGUGAGACAAUGUUGGAUGAGUCCACCGGAAAUACUUCAACUGUGAUGGAUUUUGGGGCUGGCCAUGUUCAUCCACAAAAGGCCAUGGACCCUGGCCUAGUAUAUGAUUUGAGUUCUUAUGAUUAUGUGGAUUUUCUGUGUAAUUCAAAUUACACCACAAAGAACAUUCAGGCGAUCACAAGGAAGAAUGCAGAUUGUAGUGGAGCUAAAAGAGCUGGCCAUUCUGGGAAUUUGAACUACCCAUCUUUAUCAGCUGUUUUCCAACAGUAUGGAGAGCAUAAGAUGUCUACGCAUUUUAUUAGGUCUGUGACUAAUGUUGGGGAUCCGAAUUCCGUGUAUAAGGUCACGAUGAGGCCGCCUAGCGGGACGUUGGUGAUGGUGCAGCCAGAGAAGCUUGUGUUCAGGAGGAUGGGGCAGAAGCUGAGCUUUCUUGUGAGGGUGGAAGUUGUGGCAGUGAAGCUAUCCCCUGGGAGUUCAAGGAUGAUGAGUGGUUCUAUAGAGUGGUCUGAUGGUAAGCACAUUGUCACUAGUCCAAUAGUUGUGACAAUGCAAGAACCUAUGUAAGUAAGAGAAUGUAAGAUUUUGGGUUUAGAAAUUUUGCUGUUUCUCUCUAUGUUGAUUAAUUAAUUGUUGCCCAGGUAUGCUAUUAGAGUUUUUAUAGCGCUUUCUAUUUCAGAAAGCGCAUGGAGUUGGUUUGUAGUUCAUAAGGGAAGGGAAGGGAAGGGAAGGAAGUCCUUUGAAAGAAGAACUAAGAAUGCC